This is a messenger RNA of Austrofundulus limnaeus, 3974 nucleotides long. RefSeq names its product PHD finger protein 2 (gene phf2). Bases 517 to 3747 code for a protein of 1076 amino acids. The transcript has 22 exons. The record is from RefSeq and is a predicted model, not a curated record. NCBI's taxonomy places the organism in Eukaryota, Metazoa, Chordata, Actinopteri, Cyprinodontiformes, Rivulidae.
UUAAUUUCCUGAUGCUGUACUGAUUUUUAAUUAAGUGUUAAUAUGCCAGCAGAAAUGUUAAAUUAAUGUUGAACACAUGAAAGAGGGAUUAAUGAGUAAUAAAGUAAUUUAUUGAUGGCUCUCAGUGUCUGAUGGAUGCUGGAACUCAUUGAUGUGAUUCAAAGCUGCUCACUGACGUAACUUUAUAUUUAUUUCAAUCUUUCCUUCCUUCGCACAGACACAGGCUGGGCUCGUACUAUGAGCGCCUCGCUGCCGUGCAGUCAGCAGGGGGCACGCACAGAGUCAUAAUAAUAAUAAGAGGAAUGCAUCUGAGCAAAGCUCGCUGAGACCAGGCUUUCUUCGUUUGGACCGCUCCGAACCGCGGCGUGAAGCGAGCAGUGCUCAGGUCCAUGUCUCCGGCAGGACGGCCCCUGGCUGUGUUUCUGGGGAACAUCAUAUUGGAGCUGCAUAUUGUUUGCAGGACGCUGUUCCUCCUGCAGCCCCCCCGGUCGAUCCCGACGUAGUUGUGAAUUGAACAUGGCGACUGUACCAGUGUAUUGCAUCUGCAGAUUGCCUUACGACGUGACCCAGUUUAUGAUCGAGUGCGACGCCUGCAAGGACUGGUUCCACGGCAGCUGUGUUGGGGUGGAUGAAGAUGACGCUCCUGAUAUUGACAUCUAUCACUGCCCCAACUGUGAGAAGACCCACGGCAAAUCCACAUUGAAAAAGAAAAAAAACUGGAGCAAAUAUGACACGGGACAAAGCACAGACAUGAGAGCUGUUCAGAACGGCAGUCAGGUCUUCAUCAAAGAGCUCCGCAGCAGAACUUUUCCAAGUGCUGACGACAUCGUGGUGAAGCUGAGCGGCAGUCAGCUGACUCUGGACUACCUGGAGGAGAACGGCUUCAACGAACCCAUCCUGGUCCACAAGAAGGAGGGGCUGGGCAUGUCCAUGCCCGCUCCCACCUUCUACAUCAGUGAUGUGGAGAACUACGUUGGUCCUGAUGACAGCGUGGACGUGGUGGACGUCACCAAACAGACGGACAGCCAGAUGAAGCUGAAGGAGUUUGUUGAUUAUUACUACAGCACAAACAGGAAGAAGGUGUUGAACGUCAUCAACCUGGAGUUCUCAGACACAAGGAUGAGCUCUAUAGUGGAAAGUCCUCAGAUUGUGCGGCGGUUGUCCUGGGUGGAGAACUACUGGCCUGAUGACGCCCUGCUGGGAAAACCCAAAGUCACCAAGUACUGUCUUAUCUGCGUCAAAGACAGCUACACAGACUUCCACAUCGAGUGUGGGGGGGCGUCCGUCUGGUACCACGUCCUGAAGGGAGAAAAAAUCUUCUUUCUCAUCAAGCCCACCUCAGCCAACCUGUCCCUGUAUGAGCGCUGGAGGUCCUCGUCCAAUCACAGUGAGAUGUUUUUUGCUGACCAGGUGGACAAGUGUUACAAAUGCACUCUGAAGCAAGGCCAGACCCUGUUCGUCCCAUCAGGUUGGAUCAAUGCAGUUUUGACUCCAGUGGACUGCCUGGCGUUUUCUGGACACUUCGUUCACAACCUGAGUGUGGAGAUGCAGAUGAGAGCAUAUGAAAUUGAAAAGCGGCUAAAGGUCAAGACCCUGACCCCCUUCCCCAACUUUGAGACAGCCUGCUGGUAUGUGGGACGGCACUUUCUUGAGCGAUUCAGAAGUUUACAUAAGGCCAACAGGCAGCCAGCUCCAUAUCUGAUACACGGUGCCAAAAUCAUCAACGGAGCCUUCAGAGCUUGGACUAAAAAACAGGGGCAGGCCCUGCUGGAGCAUGAAGAUGAGCUCCCAGAGAACAUGAAACCAUCUCAGCUCAUUAAGGACCUGGCCAAAGAGAUCCGACUGUCAGAGAAUGCAACAAAAGCCAUUAAAAGUGAACCCAGCAUCAAGGUUCCUGCAGAGGAACCACCGUCCGUCCCCUCAGAACCAGAGGAACCCAUUUCUCCAGAACACAUUCCAUCACCCAGCAGAGAGAAACCCAAGAAGAAAAUCUCCAAAACCCCCAAGAUGCCCAAGACCCCCAAACCUCCAAAGGUACCCAAAGUUAAAGAGAGAGAAAAGAAGACGACAAAGAAGACAAAAGAGGCCUCACCACCUCGAAAACCGUCGAGCUUUGCAGCUCUUGAGUCCCACGCAAAGGACAUCCUGAGUAAAAUGGAGCAGCCAAAAAAGACCAAGGCUGUUAAAAAUGUCACGAGUUUACCAGAGAAGGAAAUAUCAAAGCAGAAUAACACGGGCAAGUUUGAAAUGAGAGAACAGAAUAAAAACAAGAAUGAAGCAAAGUGGAAGUAUAAGAACAGUAAACCAGACUCCUUGCUGAAAAUGGAAGAGGAGUGUAAAUUUGACAGAACAGCGCUGUCGGGCAGUAAAGACAGAUUCAGCUUCAUUAUGUCUCACAGAAAAAUGUCCAGCUCCAAGAUCCUGAAACCUCAAACAAACUCAACUGUUUUUGGAUCGUUGCAAAACCUGAAGGAUGAUAAAAGCAAGCCAGUGAGAGAUGAGUACGAGUACGUCUCGGAUGAAGGAGAGCUGAAGAUCGACGAAUUCCCCAUCAGGCGAAAAAAGAACACUAUAAAGAGAGAUCUGUCCUUUUUAUCAGAGAUCAGAGAACCUCUUCCUCCACCCAAAAAAACAAAGUUCCAGCCUUUGGUCACUAAGAGCAUGGACUCAUCAGAUGAAGAGACUUUGCACAUAGACACAGAGGCCAAGCCCGAGGUUAAAGGUCGUAACUCUAAAGUGAAGAAGAAGAGCGGCAGCGCUGCGGGGAUCCUGGACCUGCUGCAGGCCAGCAAGCAGGUGGGGGGGAUGGACUACAGCACCAACAGCCAGCCGCCUGCAUCUCCCAGCACACAAGAGGCCAUCCAAGGCAUGCUGUCCAUGGCCAACCUGUCGUCUUCAGAGAGCUUACAGCAGUCGUGGAGCAACAACCAGUCCAAAAACAACAGCCAGUCUAAGAACAGCUCGCACAGCUCACAGGUCUGCAAGAAGCUGAGUGGAGAAGCGAGCGGCAACAGCAGCAGCAAGCGGCCAGUAAAACGUCUCCCGAAGAAGCCCAGGAAAAGCAGCAGUAUUGAGAGUCUGGAUUAUGAUGAUGAGCAGGAUCACAUGGACGCAUGUUUCAAGGACUCAGAUUAUGUUUACCCUUCCCUGGAGUCUGAAGAGGACAAUCCUGUUUUCAAAUCAAGAUCAAAAAAACGGAAAAGCAGUGACGACACCCCCUACAGCCCCACAGCUCGUGUUGGACCUUCAGUUCCUCGACAGGAGAGGCCGGCACGAGACGGGGCCCGCGUGGCCUCCAUAGAAACAGGCCUAGCUGCUGCAGCAGCAAAACUUUCUCACCAGGAGGAGCAGCAGAAAACCAAGAAGAAAAAGAAAAGCACCAAAAAGAAAGCAAUAGUAGCUGAGGAGCCAUCAAAAACCUCUCAGGACAGUAGCUCGCCGGAUCAUAAUGUGGACUCACAAGAUGGCAGCCUGACAGACAGUGAGGUCAACACAGGAACUGUUAAGUUCCCAGGAGGGCCGCAGCCCAUGGCGCCGGGGAUCUUCCUCAGCCAGAAGCGGCCGUCCAUGUCCUCUUCCAACAACAGCACCAACUCCUCCAGCACUAACAACAGCAGCACGGCCAAGGGGGACCGCCUGGGGUCCACAGAUUCCAAAGCCAAGAGGCUAAAGAAAGGCAUGGCAACAGCUAAACAGAGACUCGGCAAGAUCUUAAAGAUCCAUCGAAAUGGGAAGUUGCUCCUGUAGCCUGCCGCAGACUGGAGGGACAGGGACUUCUGGACCUGGGUCUCACCGCCAUCAGUGGGGAGGGUCAGAGACGCAAACCGAAACUGAUACGAACUGAACAGGAAAAUCAUGCAUUUUUCGAUUUUCAAGAACAUCACUUAAAUAGGUUUUUGCCUCUACUUAGACUUUAUAACUUUCAGAUAUAAAAAUGUACAGAAGCUAUUAUAAAUAUUUUUUAAGAGAACAUG